Chaetura pelagica (chimney swift) is the source of this 660-nucleotide messenger RNA. Its product is annotated as proline-rich protein 5-like. The record is from RefSeq and is a predicted model, not a curated record. Gene Ontology annotation, biological process: TORC2 signaling. NCBI's taxonomy places the organism in Eukaryota, Metazoa, Chordata, Aves, Apodiformes, Apodidae. The annotation marks the transcript as partial. The transcript has a single exon. Gene Ontology annotation, cellular component: TORC2 complex.
AGAAGCGGUUCUUCAGGCGUUCAAAAUCGGGUGACAUCCUUGCCAAGAACCCUGUGGUGCGCUCAAAAAGCUACAACAACCCGCUGCUGACGCCAGUAGCCGAGUAUGAAACCGAGGGCAUGGCUGCCAAUGGAACAGGCAUCCGAAGGCACUCUGUUUCAGAAAUCACCUCCUGCCUGGAGCUACAGGGGUACUCCAACCUCACCACCAUCAUGGACAACGGUUCCAAGAGCUCUAUGACCACCACGAAAAGCUCCCUGUCGGGAGACCCGGAGAGGCCCAGCCCUGGGUCAGUACAAUGCUCUAGCAAACUCAGCACAGUUGAGCAACAGAAAGGACUCUUCCACUCAAUUGACGACUCACAUAGGUCUUUUGAGCUGGACAGGGACCCUUCCUUGAUUCCAGUUCCCUCUUCCAGCCCUGAGAACAUAGUGGAUCAGAUUUUGGAGUCAAUUGACUCUGAUUCUGAAGGCAUUUUUAUUGAUUUUGGCCGAGGCUGUUCCAAUUCAUCAGCAUACAAUGUGGACGUGAACAGACAGAGCAUCAUGUGAAGGACAUUGGGAGACAAACCUUGGGUUUUAAUAUUAUAUAUGAAAGUUACUAAUGUGUUGAGUCAGACCGACUGCGGGCAAACCAGAUGUGUCUAGGGCAGAGCCUCUG